AUGCAAUCUUUGGGGGUUUCUGGAAAUAGAAAGGUCAUGCAGCCUGGAACCAGUGAGCCAUGCCAGUCUCUAAGUCAUCAGAGAAAUGAUGAAGAAGCUGUUGUGGAUAGGGGCGGAACUCGCUCAAUCCUCAAAACACACUUUGAGAAGGAAGAUUUAGAAGGUCACCGUACACUGUUUAUUGGAGUCCACGUUCCCCUGGGGGGAAGAAAGAGUCACCGACGUCACAGACAUCGUGGACAUAAACACAGAAAGAGAGAUAGAGAAAGAGAUUCAGGAUUGGAGGAUGGACGGGAGUCUCCUUCUUUUGACACCCCAUCGCAGAGGGUACAGUUUAUUCUUGGAACCGAAGAUGAUGACGAGGAACACAUUCCUCAUGACCUUUUCACAGAGCUUGAUGAGAUUUGCUGGCGUGAAGGUGAGGAUGCCGAAUGGCGAGAGACAGCCAGGUGGUUGAAGUUUGAAGAAGACGUAGAAGAUGGAGGAGAAAGAUGGAGCAAGCCAUAUGUAGCAACUCUUUCCCUGCAUAGUUUGUUCGAGUUGAGAAGCUGUAUCCUGAAUGGCACUGUGCUGCUGGACAUGCGGGCUAACACUCUCGAGGAAAUUGCAGACAUGGUUCUUGACCAACAAGUAAGCUCUGGGCAGCUCAGUGAGGACAUCCGCCACAGAGUCCAUGAAGCUCUGAUGAAACAGCAUCACCAUCAGAACCAGAAAAAGCUGACCAACAGGAUUCCUAUUGUUCGAUCUUUUGCUGACAUUGGCAAGAAGCAGUCAGAACCAAACUCCAUGGAUAAGAAUGCAGCUCAGGUUGUUUCUCCACAGUCUACUCCAGCCAGUGUUGAAAAUAAAAAUGAUGUGAGCAGAGAAAACAGCACUGUUGAUUUUAGUAAGGGACUGGGAGGCCAGCAAAAAGGGCAUAAUAGUCCAUGUGGGAUGAAACAAAAGCUUGAAAAAGGACCUCCACAUCAGCAAGAGAGAGAGGUUGAUCUACAUUUCAUGAAAAAGAUUCCUCCUGGGGCAGAAGCUUCAAACAUCUUAGUGGGUGAGCUAGAAUUCUUGGACCGAACUGUAGUUGCAUUUGUUAGAUUGUCCCCAGCGGUACUGCUCACAGGACUGGCUGAGGUGCCAAUUCCAACCAGAUUUUUGUUUAUCCUUCUGGGACCAUUGGGAAAGGGUCAACAGUACCAUGAGAUUGGCAGAUCAAUUGCAACCCUAAUGACAGAUGAGGUCUUCCAUGAUGUUGCCUAUAAAGCUAAGGAUCGUAAUGACUUGCUUGCAGGAAUUGAUGAGUUUCUUGAUCAGGUUACUGUUCUUCCUCCUGGAGAGUGGGACCCAACCAUUCGAAUAGAGCCCCCAAAAAACGUUCCUUCUCAGGAGAAGAGGAAGAUUCCUACUGUGCCCAAUGGAACAGCAGCUCAUGGUGAAGCAGAACCUCAUGGUGGGCACAGCGGGCCUGAACUGCAACGAACUGGAAGGAUUUUUGGGGGACUUAUUUUAGAUAUCAAAAGGAAAGCUCCAUACUUCUGGAGUGACUUCCGAGAUGCUUUCAGCCUGCAGUGCUUAGCAUCGUUUCUGUUUCUCUACUGCGCGUGUAUGUCUCCUGUCAUCACAUUUGGAGGGCUGCUGGGAGAAGCAACCGAAGGUCGUAUAAGUGCAAUCGAAUCUCUAUUUGGAGCAUCUAUGACUGGGAUAGCAUAUUCUCUCUUUGGUGGCCAACCUCUUACCAUACUAGGCAGCACAGGACCUGUACUGGUGUUUGAAAAGAUAUUGUUUAAGUUUUGCAAAGAAUACGGGUUGUCAUACCUCUCCUUGCGAGCUAGUAUCGGGCUCUGGACCGCAACUCUCUGCAUCAUCCUUGUGGCCACUGAUGCCAGCUCUCUGGUCUGCUACAUAACCCGAUUUACUGAAGAAGCUUUUGCUUCUCUUAUCUGCAUAAUUUUCAUUUAUGAGGCUCUAGAGAAGCUGUUUGAGCUCAGUGAGGCAUAUCCAAUCAACAUGAAUAAUGAUUUAGAACUCCUGACACAAUAUUCAUGUAACUGUGUGGAACCACAUAAUCCUAGCAAUGAUACCUUGAAGGAAUGGAGAGAAUUCAAUAUCUCUGCCUCUGACAUAAUUUGGAAGAACUUAACUGUGUCAGAAUGUAACUCUUUGCAUGGAGAAUAUGUUGGAAGAGCCUGUGGACAUGAGCAUCCAUAUGUUCCAGAUGUCCUCUUUUGGUCAGUGAUUUUGUUCUUCUCCACAGUGACCCUGUCAUCUACAUUGAAGCAAUUCAAGACCAGCCGGUAUUUUCCAACAAAGGUUCGAUCCAUAGUGAGUGACUUCGCUGUCUUUCUUACUAUUUUGUCUAUGGUUUUAAUUGACUAUGCCAUUGGAAUCCCAUCUCCAAAACUGAAAGUUCCAAGUGUUUUCAAGCCUACUAGGGAUGACCGUGGCUGGUUUGUUACCCCAUUGGGACCAAAUCCAUGGUGGACAGUGAUUGCUGCUGUGAUUCCAGCUUUGCUUUGUACUAUUCUUAUCUUUAUGGACCAACAAAUCACUGCCGUCAUUAUCAACAGAAAGGAGCACAAGCUAAAGAAAGGAUGUGGGUACCAUCUGGAUUUACUGAUGGUGGCAGUCAUGCUUGGCGUGUGCUCCAUUAUGGGACUCCCAUGGUUUGUGGCUGCCACAGUUCUCUCAAUUACUCACGUGAACAGCCUGAAACUAGAAUCUGAAUGUUCAGCUCCAGGGGAACAACCCAAAUUUCUUGGCAUCCGAGAACAAAGAGUUACAGGGCUCAUGAUUUUUGUCCUUAUGGGUUCAUCUGUCUUUAUGACCAGCAUUCUCAAGUUUAUUCCAAUGCCAGUGCUUUAUGGGGUAUUUCUUUACAUGGGUGCCUCAUCUCUAAAGGGAAUUCAGUUCUUUGAUAGAAUAAAGCUUUUCUGGAUGCCAGCAAAACACCAGCCAGAUUUCAUAUACCUACGGCAUGUACCCCUUCGAAAAGUCCAUCUCUUUACCAUCAUUCAGAUGAGUUGCCUCGGCCUCCUAUGGAUAAUCAAAGUUUCAAGAGCUGCCAUCGUCUUUCCCAUGAUGGUGUUAGCUUUGGUGUUUGUAAGAAAAUUGAUGGAUUUACUUUUUACCAAACGAGAAUUAAGUUGGUUGGAUGAUUUGAUGCCUGAGAGCAAGAAAAAGAAAUUGGAAGAUGCUGAAAAAGAGGAAGAACAAAGUAUGUUAGCCAUGGAAGAUGAGGGCACAGUGCAGCUCCCACUGGAAGGGCAUUAUAGAGAUGAUCCAUCUGUGAUUAACAUUUCUGAUGAAAUGACAAAAACGGCAUUGUGGAGGAACCUUCUGAUCACCUCAGAAAACUCAAAAGAUAAGGAGUCAAGCUUUCCUUCUAAAAGCACUGAAGGCAGAAAAGAGAAGAAAGCUGACUCAGGGAAAGGUGUUGACAGGGAGACUUGUCUAUGACUUGUUCUUCAAUUUAUUUUUACAAACACACAAGAAGAGUGCCACAAUUAUUAAUAAAACUGCUUUGAUCAUGUAUUGUAAAUUCUGUCUCUCAUCCCAAACUCACGCCCACACUGUAAGUAGUGCAAUACUCAUUUUGUUCCUCUGUCUAAAACUUUUGUGUGGUGAGACAACCUUGUGAACAUCCCUGGUAGCCAGUGCAAGAACCUAUAUGUUCCUUGCUGGAUUAACCAUUGAUAAAUACUAAAAUUCGUAUCAUCAAUCUCCUAAGAGAAGUUGCUUUCUGA
This is a messenger RNA of Vombatus ursinus (common wombat), 3731 nucleotides long. RefSeq names its product solute carrier family 4 member 10 (gene SLC4A10). Gene Ontology annotation, biological process: regulation of intracellular pH; monoatomic anion transport; bicarbonate transport. NCBI's taxonomy places the organism in Eukaryota, Metazoa, Chordata, Mammalia, Diprotodontia, Vombatidae. The transcript has 26 exons. The record is from RefSeq and is a predicted model, not a curated record. Gene Ontology annotation, cellular component: plasma membrane; basolateral plasma membrane. Bases 1 to 3444 code for a protein of 1147 amino acids. Gene Ontology annotation, molecular function: sodium:bicarbonate symporter activity; monoatomic anion transmembrane transporter activity; solute:inorganic anion antiporter activity.